AUGGGCCUUGGAAAUCUUUUGUCUGGCUUUUGCAAGACACCUACUGAGAUGUUCGUUUCUCGUGCCUUUACCGGGUUUGGCGCAGGUGCCAUCAAUGCCCUAGUUCAAAUUGCGAUGGCCGACAUCACCACACUUGAACAACGUGGAUAUUACUUCGGCAUGAUGGGCAUAGCUGUUGCCCUUGGAAAUGGAUUGGGACCCGUUAUAGGCGGGAUUUUGACCCAGUCAAUUGGAUGGCAAUGGGCGUUCUGGUUUGUCUGUCCGUUGACUGCGGUCGCUGCGGGCUAUUUUCUAUUAGUUUGGCCUAAGUCGCACUCCACCUCCGCAUCAGCAGAUCAGAUCUGGCCCAAAGUGAAGCUAGUGGAUUGGUUGGGAGCCGGUACCAGCCUGGGUGCGAUCGCAUUGUUUCUAGUGAGCAAACCAACCCUCAAACUUCAAGUUCACAAGGACUUUAGCUGA
Messenger RNA from Penicillium macrosclerotiorum, 459 nucleotides. RefSeq names its product Major facilitator superfamily domain general substrate transporter. Gene Ontology annotation, molecular function: transmembrane transporter activity. The record is from RefSeq and is a predicted model, not a curated record. The transcript has a single exon. Bases 1 to 459 code for a protein of 152 amino acids. Gene Ontology annotation, biological process: transmembrane transport. Lineage: Eukaryota; Fungi; Ascomycota; Eurotiomycetes; Eurotiales; Aspergillaceae.